ACAGUAACAAGUUUCGAUUGAAGUCUUCACGCGUUGUAAUUGAAAAAACAAACCAUUGUUUUGAUAGUAAUUACUAAAAGUCGAGAAUGAAGGUCGAUUUGCGGAUGUAAAUUCAGUUUAAAAUCUGUCUUGUGUGGGACAACUUGUGUGAAAUGAACAUAAUCACGUUGUUUGUGGCAAUCAACCUGUGUUAUGGACAACUAUCUGGUGGCGUCUUACCUAACAUUAAAAAAGCGCGAGAGCUUGCAGAUGAGAUCACCAACCAUCCCCUGGUAACCAUCGCGACUGAAGCUUCGGAGAACAUCCUCACCACCGCUGUACAAACAUUCAAUAGAAUCCCGGUGGCGCUAGCUCGAAGGCUUAAUGUGAACAGCGUUUUACCGAUCCUAAUCAGCGACAGUAAUGCACUCGGUUCUGUUAAAUCUUUUCUCGAUGACUACAACGCUGGCCUGGAGAACGAAGACGUCCGAUUAGAUAUCGUACAGAUAAUUACUAAAUAUAGAUAUCCGAUACAACACCAUCGUGUCAUCACUGAAGAUGAAUACGAUCUGAGCUUGUUCAGGAUACCGAGUGACGGCCCUGUUGUGUUUCUCAUGCAUGGCCUGCUGGGGAGCGCUGAUGACUACGUGGUUGCUGGUCCAGAAAGUGGACUAGCUUAUUUGCUUGCUAAUGAGGGUUACGACGUUUGGAUGGGGAACGCCCGUGGGAAUAAACACUCCCGGCGACAUCUCCGCCUGAAGCCUUCAGAUCCUGAUUUUUGGGAUUUCUCCUGGCAUGAAAUAGGCAUAAAUGAUCUACCAGCCAUGAUUGAUUACGUACUGGAAAUUACGAACAAAACAACACUAAAGUACAUCGGUCACUCGCAAGGCACUACAUCGUUCUUCGUCAUGGCUUCGGAAAAACCAGAAUACAACGAGAAAAUAUCGCUGAUGGUCGCGCUGUCGCCGGUGGCUUUCAUGUCGAACGUAAGAUCGCCAGUGGUGAGGUUUUUAGCUACUGGAACUCCUGUGCUACACGGAUUAUCCACAUCACUGGGCUUGUACGAGUUCCUUCCAGACAAUUCCUUUGUAAGAAUAUUGAAGUUAUUCAUGUGUGGCGUAGGGCCUCUUUCCGAAAUCCUGUGUAGUAACGUAAUGUUUCUAAUUUCUGGUUUGGGAUUCAGCCAGCUGAAUGUAACCAAUCUGCCUGUAUUCUUCGGUCAUUCGCCUUCUGGUGCGUCGGCGAAACAGUUCGCUCAUUACGGCCAAGGAGUUUUGUCGGGCGAUUUCCGACAAUUCGAUUACGGUGCGGCGGAAAAUUAUAAUAGAUACGGGACGGUAGUGCCUCCGAGGUAUGCGCUAGAGAAGGUGGUUGCCCCAGUUUCGCUCUUUUACAGCGAUGAAGAUUGGCUCGCGCACCCCGACGAUGUUGACCAACUUUACAAUAUGCUGGGUAAUGCUGUGGAUAUUUAUAAAAUUCGUUACAAACCGUUUAAUCACCUUGAUUUCCUUUUCGCAAAGGAUUUUAAAUAUUUAAUUUAUGAGAGACUUCGCAAAUUAUUGUUAUUUUUUUAAUUUAAAUAUAAAGAUAAAUGUCGCAAGGACGUACAAUUAAUGAUGCCGUUUAGUAUAUUAAAAAAAAUAAUUAUGUGAAUCAAGUAAUUAACAAAAUAAAACUGACUCCAAAAACCACUACAAUCCAAAAAAUAAUGUAACCUUACACACACAAAGAAGAUAAUUAUAUAUUCUUUCCAAUUCGCAUUUUCCUGUUAAUAUGCACAUUAAAUAUUUUAGGAGUCCAUGCCUAAUUAAAAUUCAAAACAUCGUUUCAUGUAUUUCUUUGUUACUUAGUUUAGCUGGCAAUUUAGGAUUUGGGACCUGUCAGCAGAAGCUAGUCUUGUUUCUUAUUAAUCCUCAUUAUAAAUGUGGAUGUUUACUAAGAUGUUUGGAUCUUUGGGAUUCUUUAAGAAGUAGGUUUUUGUACGCUUAAACUCCCGAACGCAUUUAAAUGAAAUUUAGUUCACCGAUGAUUAUGAAUCACGUCAUCAAUUUCAAAUUUAGUAUUUAAAGUUUACACCGGGAAAUCUCAUUCAUACGGGCAGAGCCACGCGCUAAAACUAGAAACUAAUCUUAUAAUGCCAGAGAUUUAGUAGCUCUUCAUUCAAGGGAUCUAAUGCCUUAAUCUUCAAACUGAUGAUAAAAACAAAACCUGAAUACAAAAACAAAUAAAACAUAGGAAAUUGAUCGGGUGACUUGCAGAAAGUUCACGAGUUGGCCGCGUGUCAUCAAAUUGUUUGGUUCAGCUUUUCGUGACAAUAAUAAGUGCAGGGCGGGUGUUAGAGCGACUACCAAGGGUGAGGGUCAGGGGGGCAAGUUGAUAUGGGGAAAAGUAUGAAUUGUAGGAAAGUUGAGAGCACAUGUUCUUCUCCACGCCCCCUCUCCCGUUUUAACAAUAACAUAGAGUAGAGCGUAAUUGAGCGUACGGAAUAUAAGGAAUGGAAUUGGUGAAUUCACUUGAGUUUCUACGUACUCGAAUGAUCGAUCAAGAAAGUCAAGUCAAAUUAAAUACUUAAGACUUUGGUUGCUUUACAUUUGGGGGUUGCCCCCCCCCCCCUGGCGAGUACGGUGGCCAAGACUCACUGAUUAUUUUGUGUACGUACGUAUGAUAUGUUAUUAUCACAUGAAAUAAGGUUUUGAAGAAAACGAAAUACAUAAAAACUCAUAUCAUUAGUUACCGUCUAUCACUGAAGAAGUACUGUUUCUUAAAUUGUAAUUUGGCGGUAUGUGCUUUCACUGUUCAAAUACCACUCGUAGUUAAACUUGACUGUUACAAUUUCAAAGGGAAUUAUUUCAUGAAAAGUGUAACGAAGUAAAGCCUCUUCGAUCUGAACAUCGAGCCAGGUUUAUGCGAAACCCACUAAAUUUACGCUAACCCUAUAUAUAUAAUAUCUAUUCAUUAUUUUACCGAUCGCACUCUGAAUGCGGCCCUGUUUGCAAUCUAAGUUGUGUAUUUUAACAACAGACGGUUGUUCGAUAACGCUGAAUUUGCGAAAACUAUGUUCGAUAUACCUAACUUCAUUGAAUUGUGUCAGCGAUUUACACUGGUUACAUAUUAUUUUAUUUAGUUUUUUAAAUAAAUUAUAUAGUCAGGAUUCUAUAGCCAUUCUGGAUGCCGAACAUCAGGGAUGAUGGAUGGGGGACAAUGGGAAAGAAUUAGUUGCAUUGUCCCUCAGUACGACACACACACAUACAUACACAUCACGCAUUACGCAUUAGCCCCGAAGGGGUAUGCAGAGGCGCAAUCAGGGCACUUACAUUUCGCCAAGACUGUUCUGUCUCAUGAUGUGUUAGAGAGUGAGCCUAUCCCCAUAUCGCGCACAAAUUUCAGACUCAUCAAAUCCCGAAUCGGGCAAAGUGAUAUUUGAACCUAGGACCUCAGAGCGCUGCCGUACCGCGCACGCAGUAAAACUUCGCGACCGGUACAGUCCAGUAUCAGGAGCAAUUGGGGCAAAAGGGUAAAUAUUGUGAAAAGGGGAAAAUGAACAUCGCAAUAUUUUUCCUGUUUAUCAAUAUUUCCAACUGUGCCCUAUGCUAUGUUGUGGGAUAGACAAAGUAGUCCCUGAGACGCGCCGAGCUUCACCGUUCGGUGUCGUUAAAUGCGUGCCACUGCUGAUCCUGGCUUACAGGAGUUAUAGCGGUGGCUGUGAGGGCGGGAAAGUCCCUGCUGUCCAUCAAUGGUGGGCAAAACGUGGGGGACAAGGGGAAUAGAUGGCUCAUUUUCCACGUAAAAUAGUUUUGACUCUGCAGACGAGCACUGAGCAGUUGGCUUAUGUUACCUGAUGGUAUUCGCGCCUGAUCAUGAACACUAGCAACGUUAACCACAAAGAUGACUGUUUUCGCUUGUUGCUAUUAUUUUGGAGCAGGCGCGGUAGUUCAACAAACAUGCGACAUGUUAGUCAGUGACGUCAAGGGUAGUGUAGUUGGGGAAGGGGCGAGAGGUAAACACUUUCAGGUGGGCGGCAAAAUGCCUAAAAUAAAACCUUUGUUUAACUUUUGUCGCAUGUACCAGUGGUUAGAAGGCGCUCGCGUGAUUCUUUCGUUUCGUUUUUGGAUCCGCCCGGGCGGCAAAAACCCACGCUACGUCAUUAUUGCCAGUCUCGCUUUUCGAGUAAAUAAUCUAAAAAUUACCUACCGAAGUCAGGUCAAUCAAUCACCUCCAGAGGUAAAAAAUAUAUUCUCGCCAUUUUGGGCCCAAAUUCUAGACUGAGGGCUAAUAUUGAGCGGAAUAAUCCGAAAUCUUAAAAAUAUUGUAAACAUAAAUUAUGGUAAUAUGAGUAAAUAUUUAACAAGGCAUUUUAUUCUAAUCACUUCCCACUGUAUGUACUCUGUCCCAUGAUGUGAUAGAUCGAACCCAACAACACCACCAAGGGAGUGUAUUAUGUAACAUACACAAACAUGAAUCCAUCUACAUUGACAUCAGAAAGUUGUAGUUUCUCUAUUUUUUUAUAUAAACUACUUUGAGAUAGUAUUCGGUCACCAUAUUUUCUUGUCAUAAAAAUAAAACAAGUAAUAUUU
Messenger RNA from Manduca sexta (tobacco hornworm), 4553 nucleotides. RefSeq names its product lipase 3-like. NCBI's taxonomy places the organism in Eukaryota, Metazoa, Arthropoda, Insecta, Lepidoptera, Sphingidae. Bases 153 to 1553 code for a protein of 466 amino acids. The transcript has a single exon. The record is from RefSeq and is a predicted model, not a curated record.